AUGUCAUCCGCCUCAUCGUCGUCCUCUUCGUCCUCGCUUUCCUCCCGCCUUUCCACCGUGUCCUCGACGUCGUUCUCCUCGACGUUCUCUGAUGCCUCUUUGUAUCAUAUUGGGCUGGCAGCAGUGCCCUCGCCUUCAGUCUCGCCGCCUCCGCCUCACCACCACCACCAUCACAGACACAGGAAAGCCAUCUCAGCCGAAGGUGGCGAUAAGGUAGUAGGCGUGGAGGAUCAAAUCACUGUACAAUCUACAAAGGAGCCAAGAAAACCUUCCAAGACCCACAGCUUUUUCGCGUCCCCUUUCUCGCCAACGCCGACACCAACGCCCCCGCCCCCGCCCCCGCCCCCGCCUCCACCACUGCCCGAAGUAGUUCAGCCCUCUCCCAAACGCAGCCUGACUGCGUCGUUUUUCGCUGCUACACCGCAGCCAGAGAUUGAGACGCCUUCGCCGAUCAGCACGCCCGGCUACACCAUCCCCAAGCACAAACCGCGGACAUCUCUAUCGCAAAUCCCGCUAUCCAGGCUUUUCCCUUCGAGAUAUAGAUCCGACCCGCAAGCUGUAGCCCUUGAUGCGCACCUGGCGUUCUCUAAUCCUACGUCAUCCCCCGCCGGCCGACGAGAAUUUCUCUCGCUCGACACGGCUCCCGAGCUCGAUGAUUCCACCUUGCCGAAUCCUCACUCGCCAACGUUCUCCCCACAUCACCUUCACCCCACCCAUUAUUCGUCUUCACGGUCGAUAUCGCCCGUCACGCCGUCAUCGCCUUUGUCGCGGCAGUUCUCGCUCUCGUCCAGCGAAGAGAGUGAUAAUGGACAUGACCAAUUGGGCAUUACGCUUCCCUCGCCAAGCCAAGGCGGCAGAGCACUGGCCGACGCCGAAGAGACUGAGACGGAGAGGACACCCAGGCCAGGUCAUUUGGAGAGUCCCUUCGCGCAUCACUCACGCCCCACAAAACCACCCCCCGAACGUCUGUCCAGGCACCCUGGCAUCACCAAUGUGAAAUCAGCCGUGCCAGCAGUAACGCCGCCUCCGCCGAUAAGCAAUCAGGAGGUGGAGGAUGAUCUUGAUGGAGUUUUGAGUCCGGGGUCUGUCAUUCGUUCGCCCCUCCCUAUCACCUCGCCCCUCCCACACACAUCUUCCCCGACACCGGACGAUGAAGCAAUCCAACUGACGCUUGUUAAGCCGCUUGGGCAGGGCGCGUUUUCAGCCGUGUGGUUAGCGGUAGACGAGUCUCGGGUGGGGCUGGUCGACGCUGCGCGGGCGAAGACCGAGCUGGUGCGCCGGGAAAGCGGGAGAUUGAAGCGGAAUUGGAGCGGGCGUAGUUCGAGGAAGGAGGCCCUGAGCAGAAAUGGAAGUGGGAGGAGUACGAACAAGGGUAGCCUGAAGAGGAGGAAGAAGUAUCCCGGCUUAGGCGUCGAUGUGGAGGAACCUGGUGGUGGCCUGGCGCGCUCGGAUUCAGGUCGGUCGACUAUCAGUGUGGCGUCGUCGAUAAACUCGAUCGCUUCCCUUACGUCUACGACAUCGCUCGCGUCCUUUGACUCUUGUGCCACCAGGAUGUCGGACGAGGUACUGGGGGAUAUAUUGAGGGUGAAGCUGGGGAAGGGUGGCGUUUGUGGGGUGCGGCCGAUGGGGGACGCUGCAUUUUAUGAGAGCUAUCAGAGCGGAGACGGGAAAUUGCAGCAUGGUGGAGAUGACGUUAGGGAGAAGGAGAUCAAGAUAGGGACGGCGACUGGGCAGGCUGUAGGGCUGGGCAUAAGCGUUGGCGAGGCGCUGGAUGACCCCCCACGGUCCAUGCAUGAAUACAAAGGAUACAUUCGGCAGGCGCAGACGAGAUUGGUCGCUGUGAAGAUGACGCCUUUGCCACGCCGUGGGGUAGAGGAAAAGGAGCGAGAGCGGAUGAGCGUUAGCUUCGUGAGAGAGGUGGAGGUGCUGAAGCACAUAUCUCAUCCGAAUAUCACACCUCUACUCUCGCAUCUGACUACCCCCACGCAUCACGUCCUCGUUCUGCCGUACCUCCCCGGCGGCGAUUUACUGGGCCUGGUGAAUACAGAGGAAGCUCAUGCUGUGUUACUCGAAUCUGUGUUGAAGGAGAUGUUCUACGAGCUGUGUAAAGCAGUUGCAUGGAUGCAUAGCGUUGGGUUGGUGCAUCGUGAUAUCAAGUUGGAAAAUAUUCUUCUUGCAACUUCCGCAUUCUCUUCCCCUAACCCAGCAUCACCGCCCACGCUUGCAUCCCUCCCAUCGCCUCUCAUCCUCCUCACCGAUUUCGGUUUAUCGCGUUUUAUCGAUCCCGCGAACCCGUUAUUGACCACACGCUGUGGGAGCGAGGCGUAUGCCGCGCCCGAGCUAGUGAUGAGUGGGGGGAGGGGAAGUGUCGCUAGCAAACCCCUGCGGUUCAAGAUCAGUGGGCACGAUAGCAGCAUGCACGAAGUCCAUGAAUAUGAUGGCGAGAAUGAGGGCGGAUAUGAUGCGAGGGAGACGGAUGCGUGGGCGUGCGGUGUAGUGCUAUUUGCGCUGGUUUGUAGGAGGCUGCCGUUUGGGGAGGGGGCGAUGGGGAUCCGGGGGGAGAGGGAGGAGGGGAACGGAGGGGUUGCAGAUCGGCGGAGGUGGUUAAUGAAGAUUGCGAAAGGGGACUACUCGUGGCCGGAGCAUCAUGAACAUAGUCGUGUUAUCGCCACCGACCAUGAGGAGCGAGAGUUGCGGGGUAUGGACUUGGUGAGGAGCGAGGGAGCGAAGCGGGUCGUCGGCCGACUUUUGGUUCGGGAUCCGUCCAAACGGUUGAGCAUUGGGGAGCUGAUGCGUGUUGAGGAGGAGUGGGUUAGCCCAGUCGAUCGCGGGGGAGACGAAGAUAUGGAAGGCGACGGGACUAUAACCACUUUUGAUUCCGCUGGGGGACCGUAUGCUGGUGGCCAUGUGGUGGCGCUGCCUGCUCGCGCUGCCAAGCCGGAUACGCCGUUAACCUUUGGCGUGGAGCUUCCGGAUGAUCAGGAUCAGGAUGGGCAGGAUGCCGAUGCGGAGGAUGAGGAGGAUGGUGGGGAGGAAGAGGAUGAUGGGUGGUUGAUCACGGAGCCGCCGAGAGAUAGCAUCGUCUGUCGGGAAGUCGUCUAA
Pleurotus ostreatus (oyster mushroom) is the source of this 3102-nucleotide messenger RNA. RefSeq lists its product as uncharacterized. Bases 1 to 3102 code for a protein of 1033 amino acids. The record is from RefSeq and is a predicted model, not a curated record. Gene Ontology annotation, molecular function: ATP binding; protein serine/threonine kinase activity. The transcript has 4 exons. Gene Ontology annotation, biological process: intracellular signal transduction; protein phosphorylation. NCBI's taxonomy places the organism in Eukaryota, Fungi, Basidiomycota, Agaricomycetes, Agaricales, Pleurotaceae.